AUGCUGGUGAUUGGAGUUUUGUGUGGACGUGCUCUUGAUGCUGGGUAUUUCUACGUGGAUAUCACCCUGGGUGUCUUGCUUGAGGUUUUUGGCACGAUGAUGACUUCGAUUUGCAAGGAGUACUGGCAAGUCAUCCUAGCCCAAGGCCUUUGUGUUGGCAUUGGCGCUGGGAUGUCAUUUAUCCCCAGCGUUGCCAUUGUGGGCACGUAUUUCUCGACGAGAAGAUCCACCGCGCUGGGUCUGGCUGCUACCGGCUCCAGUGUCGGAGGAAUCAUUUACCCAGUUGUGUUAAGGCGUCUAAUAGUUCAAAUUGGACUACCCUGGGCGAUCCGAGUUAUGGCAUUCAUCAUGUUUGGAACACUACUCCUCAUCUCAGUCGCUUUUAUGAAGCCUCGCCUUCCACCGCGUAAAUCAGGCCCGCUGAUCAACAUCGAGUCGCUCCGUGACACUGUUUUCGUCCUUUGGCUCUUCGCUGUGUUCUUCAUCUUCAUCGGUCUCUACAUCCCGUUCUUCUACGUUGAGCAGUAUGGUAUCAAUCUCGGUAUAUCGCGAGACUUGUCUUUCUAUAUGUUGAUCAUCAUGAACGCGGGCUCCAUCCCCGGUCGUGUCAUACCGCCCAUCAUCGCUGACAGGAUCGGCAACAUGUCAGUCAUGAUUCCUUCCGUGCUGCUCACGGGUAUCUUGAUGCUCGCAUGGAUCAGCGUGGAAUCCCAGUCAGGUCUGAUUGCCAUUUCGGUCUUUGUCGGCUUGACAAGCGGCUCUAUCCAGGCCGUGCUUCCUGCGACAGUCGCGUUCCUUUGUCCCGAUCUCUCGAAGCUAGGUACUAACAUUGGUAUGACUCUUUUUGCGGCGAGUCUGAAGUUGUUGAUUAGUAGUCCUGUAGCUAGUGCGAUUCUGGAUCACCAACGCACGUCUGAGGGAGAUAUCUCCUGGGGUACGUUUACCUUUUCUGCGCUCUUUAUAUUGGCGGGAGGGGUGUGUUUGAUCAUUGCUCGUGUGUUCAAGGUGGUAUUUGCUUUGAAGAAGGCUUGA
Molecule: messenger RNA, 1032 nt
Organism: Penicillium subrubescens
Lineage: Eukaryota; Fungi; Ascomycota; Eurotiomycetes; Eurotiales; Aspergillaceae
Product: monocarboxylate permease
Exons: 2
Coding region: 1-1032 (343 amino acids)
Biological process (GO): transmembrane transport
Cellular component (GO): fungal-type vacuole membrane
Molecular function (GO): transmembrane transporter activity
Source: RefSeq, a predicted model, not a curated record